This is a messenger RNA of Blastomyces dermatitidis ER-3, 1605 nucleotides long. RefSeq lists its product as uncharacterized. The transcript has a single exon. NCBI's taxonomy places the organism in Eukaryota, Fungi, Ascomycota, Eurotiomycetes, Onygenales, Ajellomycetaceae. Gene Ontology annotation, cellular component: nucleus. Gene Ontology annotation, molecular function: transcription cis-regulatory region binding; zinc ion binding; DNA-binding transcription factor activity, RNA polymerase II-specific. The coding region runs from base 1 to 1605 and encodes 534 amino acids. Gene Ontology annotation, biological process: positive regulation of transcription by RNA polymerase II. The record is from RefSeq and is a predicted model, not a curated record.
AUGUCCGGCGAAGGCAAGCCUCCCUCUGACAUGACAGAGGCAAUCCCUCCCUAUUCUCCCGGCGCCUCUCCGGGGGCCAAAGACCGCCUGAUACGCCGCCGGGUUACCGUUGACGGCCGUGUCCGUUCUGGAUGCUUGACUUGCAAGACCCGCAAAAAGAAGUGCGAUGGACAGAUCUCCAGCGUUGACAACCGCUGCAGAGCCUGCAUCCGCCUGGGGCUCGUCUGCGAACAAUCGCCCCUGCGAAAGGUGGCACCACGACGUCGGACGCUGACAACAGAGGUAGCUACUACGCCAGAGAAUAUCAGCAACAAGCAGCAAGAGACCCAGAGCCAGGCCCGUUCUGACGGCAAGAUGGGCGAUUCUCAAGAUCAAACUCCUCCCAAUUAUAGCGAAGAGGAUUGUACAGAGCUCGUCCGCACAUCGUCGCUGGGAUUUCCAAUAAACAGAAGUCUUGUUGGUCCUCUGUUGGGCUCCCUGAACAGUAUAGAACCACUGCUGCUCAAAUACUUCCUCAGUGACGUCGCACCACUCUGCUCAAUCCUGCAACAAGAUGGUGCUAGCUUCUGUUCUGUACUGCUGCCGAUGGCCAUCGUCGACUCCUCUCUAUUGCACGCUCUCUUCACCUAUGCUUCCGUCCAUUUCGAUGCCACCGCGCCCGUUUCAACGGCCAUCUCUCCCCGAACAAGGCUGGGGUUUGAGACUUAUGUCGCGCGCGGCAUCUCAAACGCAAUCGCUCGGAAUACCGUAACCGAAAGCACUGUGGCCUGCGCGCUGGUCGUUAGCACCGCUCAUGUUAUCGGCGGUGACACAUCUCGCUGGCUCCUACACUUGCAAGGUGCGGGACACCUAAUAAGCCACCUUGGUCCUCCACGGCUGCUCAAAAUCCCCGAUGGAGCGUUUCUUCUGCGAUAUUUCGCGUACCAUGACAUCAUGGCCGCCUUGAGCACUGGACGACACCCUUCGAUUGAGGGCGUAUAUUGGGCUCUCAAUAUUGAUGGAGAUGUCCAUUCCGCGGAUUCCUUCGUGGGCCUCGCGCAUCAUAUAUUUCGCCACAUCACGAGUAUCUGCGCGUUCGUUGCCGACACCUCUGAUCUCGACGCUUCUUCGAGUUGCGAUCGGUUGGCGAACGAAACUCUUCGGGCAGAAACCAUCGCUCAUGCACUUCGCUCACAGGAUUUGCACCUCCAACUGAGGUAUACAGAUAACUAUAGCGAAGCCCUUGUCCACCAUGCAGAGGCAUUCCGGUUUGCCGCUCUUUUCCAUCUCUACCGCCGAUUACUUCAUAUCUGCGGUCCAAGUGCCAUCUACGAACAGCACAUGGUGGAGUGUGUGCAACGUAUAUUCAGUCAUGUGUCCCUAGUUCCGUUGAACCUAUAUUGCGAAAUUGGAUUACUCUUUCCCUUGUUUAUGGCGGGAAUAGGCGGUGCCAACGAUGCAAGCGCCGUUCAUUACAUCCAAAACCGCCUCGACUACAUCGAAACCUGGACCAAGUUCAAGCAUGUAACAAGGACCCGGGAACUGUUGCAACUGCUUUGGGAUCAAAAGCGGACAGAUUGGGAGGUAGUGCUCCGGGAAUUAGAUUGGCAUAUAUCUCUGGCCUAA